GUGCGGAGGAUUGACUCAACAGGGUAAAAGGCAUCCCCAGUAUCCAAAUAAGGAUACAUGGAUGCUACUAAUGGCCAGAAGCCCCUCGGUGGGCAUCCACCCACUGGAGUAGGCACUGGUGUGGAUAAAAAUAAAGAGUGGCAAAUGGAGCUCCUCAUGGAGAAGCUGAGGUCGAAGUCAUCAGCUCUGAAAAGUCUCGUGGAAACUGCCAAGAAUCUGCGAAUGGCAAUGCUCGACAAGAGAUUUGCCAUCGACAGUAUUGAAAAGGGUCAACUGCAAAAAUGUCUGGAUACACUCCAACAUUCCAUCAAAGUGACCUCCCUCCAGUCGAUGGUGGAGAGAUUGGAGAGUCUCACGAGACAAUUGGGGUUGAAGUUCGCGAUGGUGCCCAAUGGAACUGAAACCGGAUUAUUUAUCUCUUCUGAUAUGUUUUUUCUUGAAGUUCUUCUGGAACCGUCUGGAAUAGUUAAGGAUGUAAAGAUUCAGCAUGAAGGGAAGAACGAACAGCAGAGCUGCGAGGAACUCGUUUCGUGCCUGUCAAGGGGUGAUUUUGUGGACUUCACUGCUCAACUCGAGGGACUUGCGUCUAUCUAUCAGCUCAACGCUGACAAGAAAGUCAAGUGCAAGGCCUUCAGUGCUUUACAAUCGCUCGAAGCGGAUCUCGGAGUUUUAGCCCAACUGCAGACUUUCAUGAAAGAGCCUUUCAAUCUCGUUCACAAGAGCCCAGUUGGUAUCCUAGAGAGGCGAAAAGGAGGUCACGCCAUGAAGCUGACGUACUUCGUCUCCCCCUACGACUUAAUCGAUUUGGAGAGCCGCAAGUGUGAUCAGUUAUCCCCCGAAGUAGUGAUAACCCGUAAGAUCGGUCACUCGGUAACAGUCUGCCUGGAGGGUUCAGCAGCCCACAAGCUGCCAACAACAAGUAUUCUUACAGUGAAUCGUUCAGCCACCGGUAAAAGCACCCCCUCGUACGCCCCCUUAACAGGCUCUAACUCCUCCAUGUUACCGGCGUGUUUCGUUUUGAAGCUCGCUCGAAAAAUGCCAAUGUGCGUUGAGCUGGUGAAUCAGAUUCAAAAAGUCACUGAGUUAGAGUGCGCCGAUCUGUCACCCCCUCAGCCCCUACUGAGCCUCUUGGUCCAGCACUCGAGUGGUGGACAGUUGGAUUGCAGGAACAAUCGUGGAUUAUACGUUACUCUCCCUGAUCAGCAGCACUGCUACUUCAUGACUGAGAACAAGAGCAUGGAGGGUGUUCUGGUGGGUAGUAUUCCCUUUACCCAUCCAGCCCACGUGCCCAGAAUCCUCGGUUAUCUUCGUCAACAGGCCCUCUUCAACACUCUCUUAACUAGCUGUGUUAGACCAAUGGCUCGACAGGAGCUUGAACACACGACGAUGCUUGAAGUAAGUGCCCUGUCCUGGCAGCACGUGUCCAUCAGCCUCGAGCAUCCAUUCGAGGAAACAAUGGCAACAGCUGUAUUAGAUCUCUCUGAUAUAUCAGCAGUCAAGUGUAAACUUUAUGGUGUCAGUGUUGCUGACGACGAGGAGACUUUCGACGUUAUAAGCAAAGUAUUGCAAAGGUGCCUUAAUAUACCAGUGACAAUGAGAGCACUCAUUAAAACCUGGGAGAGUCGUGACUCAAUGCCCAUUAAUAAUAUCAGCGGCAGCGGUACUGGUGGUACGACAAAUGGUAGUAACUAUAAUGUUAAUUUGCAGGGACCACAGAAUGGUCACGAUGGUAAUACACCAAUGGAUUUUACCAAUGGUGAUACCAAUAUCAAAGUUGAGCCCGGAUUGAAUGGCAAUGGUAAUGGUAUGAGACAGCAAAUAAAUCAACAGCAGCAGUCUUUUUUAGAUGCCGGAACGGAGAAUAGUAUCGGGUUUCCGUCGUUUUCCGGCCAAUCCGAUACACAAAAUACUAUGUUAAAUCCAUUGCAAUUGGGUGCGCUGCUACAGGGCAAGAGUUCACCAGUUGGGGGAAUUUCGUCGUCUACACCGACGUCUGAGAGGUCGAAGAAGAAUAGAAAGAGGAAGACUGCUGAUGGGAUUUGGAGGAGUCCAAAGAGCAAGAGUGAUGACUCUGGGGAAAUUUUGCUUGAGAGCUCGAGCUCGGAUUCGACACCCCUGGGUACACCAACCUCUAGGGACAAUGCCAAUGGUACAAGGACACCAACACCUACCUCAGCAGCUGUGAGUUUAGUCACUGGAUUAGAUCUGUCUAAUCUCGCCAGUGAUGCCAGUGAUGUUGGGGACACCAGAAGCUCCACUGAUUAUGAUGUCGAUAAUGAGACUGAGGUGAUGGAGGUGCAUGAUCUGCCUGACGAUUACAAUGAGAUUAUGAAGAAGGAGAGGAAGUCGAGGAAGAAUCGAGAGGACAAGAAGAGCCCCAAUGUCUUCGAUGAGAAGAGCAAUGUGGUGCCCUCGUCACUCAGCAUAACACAGAUAACGAAUAGUGGAGUCACUAUCACACCCACAAGUUAUAAUUCUGUGAUCCCAGGGAUUAGUUUAGAGAGGAGACCUGGAAUUGAAUUAAUUCCAAUUACACCAACAUCUUUAUCAAGCUCAGUUACCAUCACACCGAUCACUCCAGCGACGAUAAAGCCGGUUAAUCCUGAAGACAGAAGAGACAGGAAAAAGACGAGUGAUGAUAAGGGGAGGAUUGAGAAGAGGAGAAAGCGGAAGAAGGAGGACAGCCCCAUGGGACCACCUGAGAAACUUCCUCUGAAGACGCAGGAUCCACUUUCUAAGCCGGUUUCUGUCAGUAUUAAACCAGAGCCUCAGCAGAGUAUCUCAAGGCCCUCGUCACCUGCUACUAUCAAGAGGUUUAAUCCUUCGCCGACUCAUACUAGUCCUCUCGCUUUGGUGGGAAAAUCCUCACCGACUGUUAAGUCAUCAUCCAGUGGGAAUAGUAGCUCUUCCUCAAGUUCCUCGACACCCAGUAAAUCCAUGCCCAGCCCGAAGCACUCGCCAGUUUACAGCAGCCCGAAACACUCGUCUUCAGGUCUAUCCGCCAACGUAAGCCCGAAGCAUGGCACAUCGUCCCCAAAACACGGUAAUUCUGCGAGUUCCGGCAAGCCCAGUAUGUCAGCCUUGAAAUCAGCUGCCAACAACUCGCCCUCACCCUCUGGUAAGAGCAGUGAGCAGAGUUCAUCGAAGCCAAAAUCCUCAAGCAAAGAUCCCUCCAGAGAAAAAGAGAGAAAGACCACAUCCUCAUCCACACUGUCCUUCAGUGGUUCUGGUCAUCAAAGCCCAAAAACCAAAUCCUCCAGCAACAAAACAAAGUCGAUGGAUCUCCUCCCGAGUUCGGAUGGCCCAUCGUCCCUUCCCAGCAGUGGCAGCAGUACCCCACCCUCUGGGGGUUCAGACCUCAGUAAAUCAGCAACUGCCCAACAGCAGCAAGCGAGAAAUCGGAAGGGAUCCCUCAGUGCUGUUAUUGACAAACUGAAAAAUGCUCAACACGUGACUGACGAGGGUAAUGGCAGUGGAAAAUCCAGCGAGUCAGGUUCUAAAGAGCGACCUCCAACAUCCACCAAGAGCAAUGAGGGAAAAAGUGCAGGGAAGAACAGUCCCUCCAUCGACAGCAAAAAUCCUGGUGAGUAUAUGGUGAAACAUAGCUCUGAUGGAAUGAAGAUAACCAUUAACAAAACUAGAGCUAAAGACUCAAAGACUGGUAACAUGAAGAUGUCCUCUGGUGGAGUGAGAGAGCCAGUGUCUUCAGGUUCGUCUUCAUCUGGAAAUGGCUCGCCAAAAACUCACACUGGAUUGAAACCAGGUGUUAACUCUGGUCCUGCCUCGAAGAAACCGCAGUCCCAGUCUUCCCUGAAGAUCCAGCAGGGAAUGAAUGCCUCAAGCAUGUCAAAUAAAAUAGGCUUACCAGGCCAGAAGAUUUCCAGCAUGAAAUCGACAUCAGGCUCUUCCUCGAGUGGCGGUGGAAUUCUGAAUAAGAGUGUAACAAAGUCCUCGGGAUCGCCGAAAAUGUCAAGCUCAGGGGCAACAGAUCUCAGCAGAAGUAGAGAUAAAUCUCGUAUGCCAAAGUCCGGGGAAAAGUCUGGUGGGCUAUUUGGCUCCAAGUCGAUGGACAGAAAAGCCAGUCCCUCAGCCCUCCGUGAGGAGAGCGAGCCCGAAAGGGCUUUCAAACUUCUUGCUGCGCACGCAUCGAUGUCCAGUGUACCUCCUCAGAUGCUCGUGGAGGGUCUGAUCAAGCAAUUGGAUACGAAUUUUCAAAUUCCAAAAUUGUCAGCACGUAAUACAGACUCCAGUGAUAAAAAAUCAACAAGUGAUAAAUUGCCAACACCUGACCACAGUAGUAAUAAACUUCUGGAGAGUCUGCCUACCAGUAAGAUUGACUCUAAGGUUCCAAAUACGAAUAUAUCGGGUUCUAAGACAUUGGAUUUAUUAGAGAGACGUGAAGUGGCACAGAGUAAACCUGACAAUUCAUCGACUGCCAUGCCACUGAUGAAUCUCAAUGCUCUCGAUGCCACUAUUCUCAAAUCAUCGAAUGUACCUGUUACCCACGACUCUGAUGUGCCUACAAAUUUGUCGAUGCAGUCGGAUGUGGAAGCAAGAGACGUCUGCAAGGAUCUGACGAUCAGUCGAAAUUCAACUCCUCAAUUCUUAAAAAGUGUUCCAACGACCAGUGCAAGUGACGAGAAUAUCCUGGGGCAUGGUGACACCCUGACAGAGGCUCUCGUUUCAUCGAAAGCAUCGAAUUUCUCCACAUCAGGCUCUUCAGUAACAUCAGUCACCUCUGAGAGUCUCAAUUUAUCCACUAAACCAGCGGACGCUGCCUUGAGUAAAUAUAAAUCAGAGGACCGUAAAGCCAUCGAUAAAUCAGCAUCAGUCCUGCCACUGUCAUCAAGUACUUCAUCGUCCAUUGAUGCUCCUGUUAAAUCAACUACGCCAGUACCAAGUGCUGAGACCAAUGACAUGCUACUGGAUUUUUCAACCCCCAAGGACGUACCCAAGGUCGCUUUGUCCAGUAUCCCUGAGAGAGCUAUGAGUCUUCAAGCUCCUGCUCGAAGAAAUACACCACCACCACCUCCACCUCCACCUCCACCACCACCGGCUUUCCCAUCAAGUCCAUCAGUCUCUGUGCAUAUUCUGAAGAGUCCCGUUCCCUCACCCAGAGUCAUUCCUCCGUCUCCGCAUUCUGCAGCCUCACCCUGCAUCACUGAUGAUGAACUUAUGGAUGAAGCACUGGUGGGAUUAGGUAAAUGAAGAUUACUGAAUGCACUGCGUUUUUCGCAGGCAAUCGUGUGUCAUUAUCUCGGAAAAAGGAAUUUUUUCUUCGAAGAGAUAUACUAGGGCUGUUUCGAGAAAUAGAUGGGAUACUUUUCAGUGCCAAUAACUACGAUUUUGAGAGGAAAUUGAAUUUUAUUAAUUACAAAAAAAUACAUCGAUAGUUUUGUCACACUCUGAAUUGUCAACUAGGAAAUUCAUAAGGAUGAAUUGAAUUUUUUAAUGAAUGGUUCCACUUUCCUUUCAUCGCACUCUGAUAUCUUUGUAGUUUUUUAUUCUGUCCAUAAAAACCAUGACACGAUUAUCAUUUGAAAAGUAUCUCUCUCAUAAAAUGAUUGAUGUCCUCAAAUUAUUGAUUUAACGGCUCCAUGUUCUGAGAGCGAUCAAGUGUAAAUUAUUAUUUGAAUACUUUAAUGAUUAUUAUAUUUCCGACACUGACCAGCCCAUGUUUGAUUAGAAAGCUCCAAUAAAUUAAUCAACGACAAUAGAUUGUAGAUAUUAAAUGGUUCAAGUGGUCGUGUGCUUCCUUCCGACAAUAAUACAAAGAUUUUCUCUCCCCACCCAUGGGUAUGGUCAUUACCAAUAAUUAUUUUAUUUUUAAUUGUUUAUAGAAGAUUCAGUAGAAGCCAUGGAGUCGGCAAUUAGUCGAGUCCUGUUAUUUUAAUGACAAACUCGUGUUUAUAAGGACUGAAGAGGUCGUUGGAAUAAAUUAUUUAGAUAGGAAUGGAAAAAUUGUAGAAUAAUUGAAUCGAAAGGGAUGAGAUUGAGAGCUUGAAAUGCCGGAAAUGUGGUUCACUAUGAGAGUUCAAAGAUUUUCAAAUGAAUUAUGUGCUGCCCAGUCGACAAAAUUUCCAAAUGAAAUGACGAUGAGGACGAGAGAUUUCAUCAAUCUGUAAAAAAUAUAGUGUCUACAUACGCAGAUACGAUAGUAUAUGUAAUAAAGUAUAAUAAAAGGGUAAAAUAAUUUGUAUAAAAAACAAUCAA
Messenger RNA from Fopius arisanus, 6213 nucleotides. RefSeq names its product Mediator complex subunit 1 (gene MED1). Gene Ontology annotation, biological process: regulation of transcription by RNA polymerase II. Gene Ontology annotation, cellular component: mediator complex. Lineage: Eukaryota; Metazoa; Arthropoda; Insecta; Hymenoptera; Braconidae. The record is from RefSeq and is a predicted model, not a curated record. Gene Ontology annotation, molecular function: transcription coregulator activity. Bases 58 to 5208 code for a protein of 1716 amino acids. The transcript has 4 exons.